AUGCGCAAUAUGAAGCCGCCGUCCGAAACUAAGCUUACAUGGAAGGGAAGGAUGUUUUAUAUGAAGGAAUGCUACUUUCAUGACACUAACUACAUGAAAUUUGAAGAGGCUACAAUGGGUGGCGUUGAUGAGCCGGGCGGUAAAGGAAACCACCGCACACAGUCGCUGGAGUCCUCGGCCAAAGCUCUUGAGCCAAAACGUCGAGCUCGAUACCUUACCAUGGCCGAGAUGUCUGUGACGACUGAUACCAGUCACUCUGUUGCCUACGUCGCCAAUUUAGUGGGAGAUUUACCUAGGACAUUUAAGCCAGCAAUGGGAUCCAGCGACGCAUUCGAGUGGAAAGAGUCUUGUGACUCCGAAAUAAAUUCCCUUUGUCACAAUGCGACCUGGAAUCUCGUGCCUCUUUCACAGGGACGCAAGGCAAUUGGUAAUCAAUGA
Peronospora matthiolae is the source of this 438-nucleotide messenger RNA. The record is from the annotation of a GenBank genome assembly. NCBI's taxonomy places the organism in Eukaryota, Oomycota, Peronosporomycetes, Peronosporales, Peronosporaceae.